AUGACCGAGUGCUUUUCCGUCGAGACAGGCGGUGGGGCCGCUCCUGCCUUUUCCUUGACUAGCGGACCCCACAGAAGCUUUCCCGUUUCAGUGCACCUUGCCAAAGGACUUCCAGCCGAUGCCUGGGAGCAGCUGCAAAAGAGUCCUCUUUUUGGGGAAUGGGCCGCCUCUUUUUGCCACGAAGGCAGAUUGAAGGUUGAACGCAUUACAAUUCAACAGCUCAAACCCGAAAUUUCUUUCAACGUGGAAGCAACGACUAGCAAUGGCGCCUUGAUUGCUCGUCCAGUAAUUCUCCGUCCUCACGAGGCUGCGGUGCUGAUCGUGCUGCGCAACUCUGUGACUAACCUGGAGCUCUGUGUCUUCUCUAAACGGCCUGACCUGUCUGCAGGCUUAGCAGAAAGUCUGGGCCUCAUAGAAGGUCACUUCGACGCCGAAGGCAAAUUGACGGGCCCCUGUGCUGAGUUACUGGAAAGAUACGUUGGUCUCUGCCUACGUAGAGACGACUGCGUGGAUCUUCUCUCUGCGGCGCAUGGCAGAAUUGUGGGCGAGGCAGGCGUCACCUGUUGCCCGUCUGCAGUUACGUCAGCUGCACCAGCUGAUGGAUCCACAACAGUGAGGUCACGGCUGCUGCUGUACAGGAAUGUGGCCACCCCAGACGUACUGCAGAAAUUGGAACAGGAAAUAGGACGAACUAAGAGAUAUGGAUUUCCUCCAGCAACGAUCGGCUCUGCUCAGCAGCCGGCAGACCUAGGACUCAGCGUGGUAUACAUGGGUGACACCUGGCGCGCCACUCUGGACCCGCGUGCUAUUUUUUCUCUAUUUCUCCUAGUCGAAUUUCGUUAUCACCAAAUCAAAAUCCCCAAACCUCCUGGAGAAUUGGCACAUGACGGCAAAGCAGGAGCCCUUGGGGGCUUCUGCAGAGGUGAAAUCGGAAGUGGAGCUCUGGGGACACCUCUCAAGAAGGCAGCAGCUCAAUUCAGGAAAAUCUCAUCUCUUACGCCACUUUGCACCGGCGUCAAUCUACGGGUUAAGGUCGUUGAGCCAAUGAAAUUACUAGCUGACUUAGUGCUGCCUCGCAGUCAGAUCAUCAAGAGAGCUUCAAUGGUAGUAGGCGACGACGAAGCCAUGAUAACUCUCAACUUGGAAGGUCAGCAACUGCAGUUGCCUGACGUGGUGAAUACGCCUCUGUUGAUUCGAAACGCACGAGUCAAAAUGGAAGAAGGUCACAUGAAACUUAUCGUCGAUAGAUGGGGAAAGAUCUCAGAUGCUCGAAACGAGGACUUUAAGGAUUUCAAUUUUUCAGUUUGCACGGCCAAGGAUAUGAGCGAGCAAGAAUACGAGUUGGUGGAACUUCCGGAGAGUGAGCAUGACGCAGUUGAAGGCGGGAGGCUUCGGGGCCCAGAUGGGCCAGCCUUUGGUGGCAGGGGUAAAGCACCCAUGAGAGGCCGAGCCAGAGGAGGGCACAGAGGCAGCAGGGUAAGAAGAGGUCUUUAA
Molecule: messenger RNA, 1494 nt
Organism: Cyclospora cayetanensis
Lineage: Eukaryota; Apicomplexa; Conoidasida; Eucoccidiorida; Eimeriidae
Exons: 7
Coding region: 1-1494 (497 amino acids)
Source: RefSeq, a predicted model, not a curated record